AUGGAAAAUACAGACAUAAGUGCAGCUUUGCUUGCUAACAAAGUGGACGAAUUAGAGAAAUCACGUGACGCUGCCCGUGACGAAGUAACUUAUCUUAAGUCGCAAUCUAUGCGCAAUAAUCUAAUAUUUACAAACAUACCGGAAGAUAAUUCAAGUGGUAAUGAAUCUCAGGAAGUUACAGAGCAAAAGUUGAGAAAUCAUCUUCAUGAGGCCUUAAAGAUUUCGAAGGAGGUAGUCAACGAACUCCGUUUUGAACGUGUUCACCGAUCACCCGGUCAUGUAUUACCAGGAAAAAAACGGACAGUUGUGGCCAAGUUUACAUAUUUUAAAGACCGGGAGCAGUGUUACAAUGCUGAAGCUGAGGAAUUUUGUGAAAAUAAUGAUUUUACAAUUACUAAUGAAAUUUUUCCUGAGUUAGACGAGCCUAUUACUUGUUCUGAAAUUUUAUCGGCUGUUAAAUCACUGAAGCGUAAUAAAGCUUAUGGUUUGACAAAUUACAGUAUGAAGUCCACAAUAAUAUUUUUGGCAAUACUUGCCGUUACAAUAGCUACCCCGUAUUAUGGAGGAUACAGGUUUGGUGGUUACGACGACGACUAUUGGCCAUAUGGCGGUUAUGGAGGAUAUGGAGGUUACAGAGGUUAUGGAGGAUACGGAGGCUAUGGGGGAUACGGAGGAAUGAUAGACUAUGGAGGAUAUGGCGGGUAA
Molecule: messenger RNA, 705 nt
Organism: Ruditapes philippinarum (Manila clam)
Lineage: Eukaryota; Metazoa; Mollusca; Bivalvia; Venerida; Veneridae
Exons: 4
Coding region: 1-705 (234 amino acids)
Source: RefSeq, a predicted model, not a curated record